Molecule: messenger RNA, 528 nt
Organism: Adineta ricciae
Lineage: Eukaryota; Metazoa; Rotifera; Eurotatoria; Adinetida; Adinetidae
Source: the annotation of a GenBank genome assembly
AUGGCCUCUCAACUAUUCAGUAGGACACGUCCAAUUAAUUUCGAUGCCAAUCCUUCACCAGACACUAUGUAUCACCUCCCAAUGAGUCCCAGCGAACCUGGUAAAUUCGACUUCUAUCGAGUGCAUCUCGCUAACCAAGCUUCUCAAACACACACCGAUAAUAGCGAUACCCCAACGCUUUCCGCAUCUUCUUCAACUGCAACCCGCCGUUGGACUCCAUUCGCAAACAUCGCUCCACCUGAUCAAUCGAAAGGUUUCUUAUCGACGAAUACGUCGUCGUUAAAUUCCACUUCCUCAACACGAUCACUUAUAAUGCCAGCGAUGGAUUCUAGUGUUACUUCUAACACUAACCGAUCGCAAACAGAACCAAUUCCAUCCACCUCCUCGUUUUCAUCAUUGACUGAUAUUGUCAAAAAUGCAAUGAAUAAGAAACCUUCAACGACUAAUGUUCAGCCAGUGCGACGACUAGUUUGUGGUACAACACUAUCAACGAAAGAUCUUAAUCACUUGUCUCCACAAUCAGCGUAA